AAAUGGGCAAGUUCAUGAAACCAGGGAAGGUGGUGCUGGUCCUGGCCGGACGUUACUCUGGACGCAAAGCUGUCAUCGUCAAGAACAUUGAUGAUGGCACCUCCGACCGCCCCUACAGCCAUGCUCUGGUAGCUGGAAUUGACCGCUAUCCCCGAAAAGUGACAGCUGCCAUGGGCAAGAAAAAAAUUGCCAGAAGGUCAAAGAUCAAGUCCUUUGUGAAAGUUUAUAACUACAAUCACCUCAUGCCCACAAGGUACUCUGUGGAUAUCCCCUUGGACAAAACCAUUGUUAACAAGGAUGUCUUCAGAGACCCUGCUCUUAAACGCAAGGCAAGGCGGGAAGCCAAGAUGAAGUUUGAGGAGAGGUACAAGACAGGCAAAAACAAGUGGUUCUUCCAGAAGCUGAGAUUUUAAAUCUUCAAUUUCAGUCAUUAAAAAU
This is a messenger RNA of Elephantulus edwardii (Cape elephant shrew), 438 nucleotides long. It is a transcript of the gene RPL27, whose product is annotated as ribosomal protein L27. Lineage: Eukaryota; Metazoa; Chordata; Mammalia; Macroscelidea; Macroscelididae. The record is from RefSeq and is a predicted model, not a curated record. Gene Ontology annotation, molecular function: structural constituent of ribosome. Gene Ontology annotation, cellular component: ribosome; cytosolic large ribosomal subunit. The transcript has 4 exons. The coding region runs from base 3 to 413 and encodes 136 amino acids. Gene Ontology annotation, biological process: translation.